AGCCAUCCAAACAGACUGCUGAGCUUCAGGAGGAAGAUUCUUCCUUCCCUCCCCUGGGCCCCCUAGCAUGAGGGAUCUAUUGAACCCCACAAACCAGGCCUUCUGGGGGGAGCGGGUAAGGAAGGAGGUGGUUACUCGGGCCACCUGGAAUGCCCGCUAUGGACACAAGUACCUGAAAGAGGGGUCCAAGAUCAGGAAUCAGUCCCAGAAGAUCCCCUUUGGGUCAGUCUUGAAAGCAGGCCCUGUGCCUUCCACAGGCUCCCCUGUCAGAAAAGAGGUACAAGUAGGAUGGCGAGAGAGCAGCGGGUUCCAGGGAAGCAGACCGAGGCAAGCCAGAAGAGGUCUUCAGUACACAGCGGUAGAGGGCAGGCCAGAAGACUUAGAAAUGAAGCCUCCCGCCCCAGCCACUCUGAAGCUGCUCUUCGAAGGCAUCUCCCGUGAUGGCCAGGGCCGGACCCUGUACCUCAAGGAGCGGCAUCAAGUGAUACCAGAGAAGAAGUACAAAUACCCGAUGGUGUCUUCCUGGGAGUAUGGCUGGCAUGUGGGGGAUUUCAUGAAGGACUACAGGACACCGGCUCAUGCCAAAACUCAUCCCAUCACAAAGUCAUUUUACAUCAAAAAUGGCGUUUUCCCUAACCCUCGGCGAUCAGAUGACAUCAUGUGACUUGACUUGGAAAAGGCCUCAGCGGCUCCUUUCCCCCUGUCAUCCAUCUGGACCAGCCAGAUGGGAGAGAUUUCGGCCCAGCCCUACCUCACUCCAUGUUCUGCUGAGCCCCGCCUCCUUGAGUGAGAUGGACCUGAAGAAGUGACCACGGGCAUACACCUCUGGGGUGUACUGUCAUCCUAUGUUGGGGCUCCUGUCUACACACAGAGAACUCCGCUGCUUGCAAAGCUGCCGCGUCCUACCAUCCGUCACUAGCAAUGCUGUUUCUUUUCCUGGGGUGAUCCAAUGCUGCAUGAGCAGGCCUGGACAGAGGAGGCGCUUGUGAGCCUGCAAGGUACGUAGGCAAGCACCAAUCUCUUAGGCUAUUCUUCUGCAUUAGACUGAUGGAAUCUACAGCAGAGUUGCUCUGUCCCGGUGUGUCCUACAAUUCAGGGAAGAACUUGCCAUCUCCUCUGGCUGCUUCCCUCACCCCUCAGAGCCUGCAUCGUUCAGAGGUGCUCUGCUUCACAUGCUGCAACAAGCAGCUCCUAAGUCCCAACUCCUAAACAAAUAAACAUAACAUGUUUUUUCUCUUCCCCACA
Mus musculus (house mouse) is the source of this 1245-nucleotide messenger RNA. RefSeq names its product predicted gene 45521. The transcript has 2 exons. The coding region runs from base 68 to 664 and encodes 198 amino acids. The record is from RefSeq and is marked validated. Lineage: Eukaryota; Metazoa; Chordata; Mammalia; Rodentia; Muridae.